Messenger RNA from Castor canadensis (American beaver), 2364 nucleotides. RefSeq names its product solute carrier family 27 member 3 (gene Slc27a3). Gene Ontology annotation, cellular component: endoplasmic reticulum membrane; plasma membrane; mitochondrion. The record is from RefSeq and is a predicted model, not a curated record. Lineage: Eukaryota; Metazoa; Chordata; Mammalia; Rodentia; Castoridae. Gene Ontology annotation, biological process: long-chain fatty acid metabolic process. Gene Ontology annotation, molecular function: long-chain fatty acid-CoA ligase activity.
GGGGGCGCUGGGUGGGAAGGGGCGUGUUGCCAGCGCACGCGCGCUCCCGCGGAGGCGAGAUCUCAAGAACGAGCGGGCCGUUUUUCAAGAAGGGUCACUAGGGUGGUUUGCGUGUAUCGGGAGCCGAACGGUGCCGAGCGGAGGAGGGCACCAUGGCUGCCCUCCUUCUGCUGCCCCUGCUGCUGCUGCUGCCCCUCCUGCUGCUGCUGAAGCUCCACUUCUGGCCUCAAUUGCGCUGGCUCUUGGCGGACUUGGCCUUCACGGUCCGCGCUCUCCGCUGCAAAAGAGCUCUUAGAGCUCGUGCGCUGGCCGCGGCUGCCGCCGACCCAGAAAGUCCCGACGGGGGCUGCAGCCUGGCUUGGCGCCUUGCGCAACUGGCUCGGCAGCGCCCCGCACACCCCUUUCUCAUUCACGGCACGCGGCGCUUCAGCUACGCGGCGGCGGAGCGCGAGAGCAACCGGGCUGCGCGCGCCUUCCUGCGCGCGCGGGGCUGGGGCCGGGGCUGGGGCGGCGGAGAGAUAGAACAGGAGGCGCAAGGCGCCAGAGACGCAGCGGCCGGAAGCGGUGCGGGGCUUGCGGAAUGUGAAGAGGAUGGGGCGGCCAGAGGUGGAGGAGCUGCGACCCCUCUGGCACCCGGGGCGACCGUGGCGUUGCUUCUCCCCGCCAGCCCAGAAUUCCUAUGGCUCUGGUUCGGGCUGGCCAAGGCUGGCCUGCGCACAGCCUUUGUGCCCACCGCCCUGCGCCGAGGUCCCCUGUUGCACUGCCUCCGCAGCUGCGGCGCGCGCGCGCUUGUGCUGGCGCCAGAGUUCCUGGAGUCCCUGGAGCCCGACCUGCCCGCCCUGAGAGCUAUGGGGCUCCACCUGUGGGCUACAGGCCCAGAAGCACAAUUUGCAGGAAUUAGCGAUUUGCUGGCUGAGGCAGCAGCCCAAGAGAAUGGGCCAGUGCCCGGAUACCUCUCUGCCCCGCGGAGCAUAACGGACACGUGCCUGUACAUCUUCACCUCUGGCACCACGGGCCUCCCUAAGGCUGCUCGGAUCAGUCAUAUGAAGAUCCUGCAGUGCCAGGCGUUCUACCAGCUGUGCGGUGUCCACCAGGAGGACGUGAUCUACCUUACUCUCCCACUCUACCACAUGUCUGGAUCCUUGUUGGGCAUUGUGGGUUGCUUGGGCAUUGGGGCCACCGUAGUGCUGAAGUCCAAGUUCUCAGCUGGCCAAUUCUGGGAGGACUGCCAGCAGCACAGGGUGACUGUGUUCCAGUACAUCGGCGAGUUGUGCCGAUACCUCGUCAACCAGCCCCCGAACAAGGCAGAACAUGGCCAUAAAGUGCGGCUGGCAGUGGGCAGUGGGCUACGCCCAGACACCUGGGAGCGGUUUGUACGGCGCUUUGGGCCCCUGCAGGUGCUAGAGACAUAUGGACUGACAGAGGGCAAUGUGGCCACUUUCAACUACAUAGGACAACAGGGAGCUGUGGGACGUGCCUCCUGGCUUUACAAGCGUGUCUUCCCCUUCUCUUUGAUUCGCUAUGAUGUCACCACAGGGGAACCAGUUCGGCAGGCCCAGGGGCACUGUGUAGCCACAUCUCCAGGUGAGCCAGGGCUGUUGGUGGCCCCAGUGAGCCAGCAGUCCCCAUUCCUGGGCUACGCUGGGGGGCCAGAACUGGCCCAGGGAAAGCUGCUGAAGGAUGUCUUCCAGCCUGGGGAUGUUUUCUUCAACACCGGGGACCUGAUGGUCUGUGAUAACCAAGGCUUUCUUCGUUUCCACGAUCGUACUGGAGACACCUUCAGGUGGAAGGGGGAGAACGUAGCCACCACUGAGGUGGCCCAGGUCCUUGAGGCCCUGGACUUCCUUCAGGAGGUGAAUGUCUAUGGAGUCACUGUGCCAGGGCACGAAGGCAAGGCUGGAAUGGCAGCCGUGGUUCUUCGUCCCCCCCACGCUCUGGACCUUGUGCAGCUUUACACCCAUGUUUCUGAGAACCUGCCACCUUAUGCCCGUCCUCGGUUCCUAAGACUCCAGGAGUCUUUGGCCACCACUGAGACCUUCAAACAACAGAAGGUUCGGAUGGCAAGUGAAGGCUUUGAUCCUAGCACACUGUCUGAUGUCCUCUACAUUCUGGACCAAGCUGUGGGUGCCUACCUCCCUCUCACACCUGCCCGGUAUAGCGCCCUCCUGGCUGGGGACCUACGAGUCUGAGACCUUUCGUACCCUAUGGGAGGUACUCUGAGGGGUGCAGGCCAUUGUGGGUGAUAUUAGGGGUGGCAGGGAUGUUUUAUAUAUCAAUUGUCAUUAUUUUGUAAUAAAUGGGGCCAGAGGCAGUCUGGAUGUCUUUCCAAUCUGCGGUAUCCUUCUCUUGAGUCUGUGUAUGGAG